This is a messenger RNA of Acanthaster planci (crown-of-thorns starfish), 632 nucleotides long. RefSeq lists its product as uncharacterized. Gene Ontology annotation, cellular component: nucleus. The record is from RefSeq and is a predicted model, not a curated record. Lineage: Eukaryota; Metazoa; Echinodermata; Asteroidea; Valvatida; Acanthasteridae.
AGGACAACCACAGCAUGCGCGCUUAUCCAUCCUCCAUUACCAACACUACUGGCGCUGUCAGUCACUGGUUAGUGAAGUAGGCUGAAAUGGUUAGCGCACAGAAUUUAACUUUAGCAACCAACUCAGGAACUCAUGCAAAAAAGAGAGAUUUUGCCUGUACCUUUGAGGGAUGCAGUAAUGCCUACACAAGGAAGAUCCACCUUCAACGUCACUUAACAAGUCACUCUGACAAGAAGGACUUUGUUUGCUUAGAAGAUAACUGUGGUAAGGCCUUCAACAAUAACGACACAUUGAAGAAGCACAUUCGCAGGAUACACCGGGAGAGGCUUUUUAAAUGCAGCCAUGAAGGAUGCAACAGAACAUUCAGGAAACAUCAACAUCUCACUGUCCACAGCUUUGUUCACACAAACAUCAAACCAUUCAAAUGUCAACACGAAGGAUGCGAAGCAAGAUUCCAAGUACCCAGCAAAUUGAAAAGUCAUGCCAAAAUUCACAAAGGUUACACAUGCAACAAAGAAGGCUGUGGCCGUCACUUUGACAAAUGGACUGGCCUUCGCAAACACCUGUCAGACGAUCACAUCACAGGUAUUUCGUUAAGAUUUUCCUUGCUUACCUAAAGUAAAAAAGCAGAA